Dissoconium aciculare CBS 342.82 is the source of this 2270-nucleotide messenger RNA. Its product is annotated as multicopper oxidase. Gene Ontology annotation, molecular function: copper ion binding; ferroxidase activity. The transcript is spliced from 6 exons. Bases 325 to 2154 code for a protein of 609 amino acids. Lineage: Eukaryota; Fungi; Ascomycota; Dothideomycetes; Mycosphaerellales; Dissoconiaceae. Gene Ontology annotation, biological process: cellular response to iron ion starvation; reductive iron assimilation. The record is from RefSeq and is a predicted model, not a curated record. Gene Ontology annotation, cellular component: high-affinity iron permease complex.
GCCACAACAUCUCUAACGAGCCGGAUAGAUGGAUAAGAUAAAUGUCACUGGUAAAUCCUGGUUGACCAUGCCUUCGCGCUCCACCAUCAUCCCGCCCUCGCCGCCCUCGGGCAUCGAAUUGCAUUGCACCUUCACGCCACGCCCGGAGAUCGUCCGAUCACGAUGCUCGACCAUUUCAAACUAUUACCAAUUGUCUGAUCUUGCGAUAAUCUAAUCAAUCUUCUGCAUCGUACCAAGAAGCUACACUCAACAGUAUUCCUCGGCCGGUUUAUUUGAUCUUGCAGGUAUUUCCUGAGCGACGCCGUGCGCAUACAGAAAAACAGAAUGGCAGGCCGUGGAAUGGACGUCCUACUUCGGACGGUGCUCAUUUGCUCGGUAUGGCAAGGACUUGCUUCAGCGGCGACCUACGAUCUCAAUGUAUCAUGGCUCCGACGCAAUCCCGAUGGCAUGGCUGAUCGGUCGGUCAUUGGCAUCAAUGGCCAAUGGCCAAUCCCAGUCCUCAACUUCACUAUGGGUGAGAAUGUCAUCGUGAAUCUACACAAUCAGCUCGGCAAUCAAAGCACCAGUCUGCACUUUCACGGGCUGUACCAGAAUGGCACCAAUGCCAUGGAUGGACCAGUUGGCGUUACUCAGUGUGAUGUCCCACCCGGAUCAAGUUUUACAUACAACUUCACUAUUGAUCAACCUGGCACAUACUGGUAUCACUCUCACAGCCGUGGUCAAUACCCAGACGGCCUGCGAGGACAAUUCGUAGUCCACGAUCCCAAAAAUCCAUUCCGAGGACAAUUUGAUGAGGAGAUUUCCUUGACCUUGUCAGAUUGGUACCACGACCAAAUGCCUGGCUUGUUGGACCAAUUUGCCAGCUAUAAAAACCCUACAGGUGCCGAACCUGUUCCGAAAUCCGCGCUAUUGAACGACACGCAGGACCUUCAAGUCAACGUCCAGCCUCGCAAGACAUACUUUUUGCGGAUCACCAAUGUCGGCGCCUUCGCAAGUCAAUACUUUUGGAUCGAGGGCCACAACAUGACGAUUAUCGAAGUCGAUGGUGUAUACACCGAGCCAGCAUCGGCCAACAUGAUUUACCUGACCGCUGCGAUGCGUUAUGGUGUACUGGUUACGACGAAGAAUGACACAGGCGCGAAUUUCCCCAUGAUGGCCAGUAUGGACACAGACCUUUUCGACAGCAUCCCAGAUGGUCUCAACUAUAACGUGACAGGUUGGCUUGUUUACGACAAGUCGGCGCCAUUACCGCCUGCGGCAGAACUUGAUGAGUGGACGGAUUACGACGACUUUACGCUGCAAGCGCAGGAUGGUAUGGCAGUUUACGACAAAGUCGAUCAUUCCGUUCAGCUCGAUCUCUCCAUGAACAAUCUUGGAGACGGUGCCAACUACGCCUUCUUCAACGACAUCAGCUACGUCAGACCAAAAGUGCCGACAUUGUACACUGCUAUGUCUGUUGGUAGCAACAACACAGAUGUCCGCGUCUAUGGUAGAGAUACCAACUCGUUUGUGCUGGAGAAGGGCGAAAUUGUUGAGAUCGUCCUGAAUAAUGACGAUGGAGGCAAGCACCCUUUCCACUUGCACGGACAUGCCUUCCAGGUUGUUGCCAGAAGUGACGACGAUGCUGGUCACUACGAUCCUAGCAAUCACACCGAUUUCCCUGCGAUCCCGAUGCGCCGCGACACUUUCAUGGUCCGACCUAAUGGUAAUUUCGUAGUGCGAUUCAAGGCCGACAAUCCCGGCAUCUGGCUCUUCCACUGUCAUAUCGAAUGGCAUCUCGCCACAGGUCUCAUCGCUACCUUCGUCGAGGAUCCCACCACCCUCCGCGAAACACAGACGAUUCCCCAGCAACAUUACGAUACCUGCAAAGCUGCCGGUGUGCCGUAUCAGGGCAAUGCGGCUGGAAACAAGGACAAUGUCUUCGAUUUGACAGGCGAAAAUUUGUCGGUAGCGCCUCUUCCUGCGGGCUUCACGGCUCGAGGUAUUGUCGCCCUGGUCUUCAGCUGUAUUGCGGCAUUCUUGGGAAUGGCGGUAAUUGCUUGGUAUGGAUCUGCGCCCUUGACGCCAGCGGAGAUUGAGCGUACCAAGCGCUUCGUUGAGGAAGCGAAUGCGAACAACGCAGCCCCUCUUCCCGAGAGGAAUACUGCUGCCUGAAUAGACGAAUGCCGAUAAUGAUGAUGACAUGUUUUGACAUAUGUAUAUGAAUCUAAUGCAUCAAAAGUUUGAUAUUCCGUCGUUGCCGACAUGAAAUUCAACAUAUCCUCUUUGCA